Prorocentrum cordatum is the source of this 327-nucleotide messenger RNA. Lineage: Eukaryota; Dinophyceae; Prorocentrales; Prorocentraceae. The record is from the annotation of a GenBank genome assembly.
AUGACCUCUCCCUACCAUGUCCUGAUAGGCCGAGGUGAUCUGCCCGCCAGCGACCUCGACGAGGCGCUGCGGCAUGGCUCAUCGGAGGAUCUGCACCUGAGCUUCAGCGUAAGGGCGGUCGGUGCCCCCAUCAUGGGCGACGAGUUCUGCAAUAGGGAGGGAGAGGUCAUUGGCCAGGCUGUCGUCUGCAUGUCGGCCUGCAUGGACGAGAAGAUCAUGCCAUCGAGAUUCCUCCCAGACUGGGGCCAUGGAGACGCUGGCGCCGAGAGCCUGCCGAAGCUGGGCCCAGCCGCCGCCAGGCCCAACGGCAUGGGGAGGCAGACGUGA